This is a messenger RNA of Colletotrichum orchidophilum, 1038 nucleotides long. Its product is annotated as methylisocitrate lyase. The coding region runs from base 1 to 1038 and encodes 345 amino acids. NCBI's taxonomy places the organism in Eukaryota, Fungi, Ascomycota, Sordariomycetes, Glomerellales, Glomerellaceae. The transcript is spliced from 3 exons. The record is from RefSeq and is a predicted model, not a curated record. Gene Ontology annotation, molecular function: catalytic activity.
AUGUCUAAGUCAAUCGUCAACACCAACCCUUACCCGUUCCAGUUCGACGCCAGCAAUGGCCCAUCCAUUGAGGGAACGGACAAGGUGACAAUUAAGCUGGACAACUGCCGCGGAAGAAUCCCCUCCCUACAGGCAACCAAGGUUCGAGCCAUGAUCCAAGAAGCGCACGAAGACCCUUCCAAGAUCCUUGCCCAUGUCUGCAGCUAUGAUGCUUUGAGCUCGCGACUUUGCGAGGAAGCGGGCUUUCCUAUAAUCUUCCUUGCCGGGUAUGCUGUGGCUUCUGCGUUUGGCCUCCCGGACACUGGGUAUAUUGCUUUCCAGGAAGUUGCUGCCAAGGUCCAAGAAGUUGUGAGGGAAGUCAAAGUUCCCGUCCUUGUGGACGGUGAUACUGGCUAUGGCGGCCCCUUGAACGUGAGGAGGACAGUUGAGGGGUUUGCGGCUGCGGGAGCCGCUGGCAUCAUGAUCGAGGACCAGUCUUGGCCAAAGAGAUGCGGCCACACUGCUGGCAAGAGCGUUGUCUCUAGAAGUGAGGCUUAUGCCCGUUGGCAGGCUGCAGUCGAUGCCAGAAACGAAGGUGUGGACAUCUGGAUCUUGGCCCGAACUGACAGCCUUAUCCAUGGAUACGACGAAGCUCUGACCAGAGCCCGCAAGGCGAUAGAGAUUGGGGUAGAUGCCGUCUUUGUUGAGGCGCUCCCUGACCGAGAAACCAUGGAACGUCUCAGGAAAGACCUCGACUUCCCCGUCCUUGCCAACAUCAUCGAGGGCGGAAAGACGGAGAACCUGUCUGCGCAAGACCUGGGUAAACUCGGGUACUCUGCAGUUGCGUAUCCGUGGACGUUGGUUGCCGCAAAGUUGAAGAGUAUCCGCGAGGCCUUGGAGGGGUUGAAGGGGUCCUUCACCGUGGGGAAGCCGCCGACUAUUCUGUCUUAUGCCGAGGUGUGUGAGGGGGUCGGGUUCAAUAAAUACUUCAAGCUCGAGGAACGCUACCAAUAUGAGGGACGCACGAACGGAGCAAAUGGACACCAGUGGGAGAAGUAG